UUCAAUCACGCCCACACUACAAAAUUACUUGACCUCCUUUACGACCUCGAAAGACAACACACAACCUCCUGCACGACUAUACUUUCACGAACAUGGCGGACGAGAUCCUUUACAACGAUGCAGCGCUCAACGCACUUACGAAACCCCAAUUACACGCCUUGUGUGAGAGGUAUGACCUCAAGACCAGUGGAAAGAGCACAGAGAUGGUUCGACGACUCGGAGAUUAUGGUCGACGACUCAAUGCCUUUGAAGCUGCCAAUCCCGUGAAACACAUAGGUGGAGGAGGACAGAUGGAAGUCCUCCAAUCACAAUCAACAAGACCCCGUCUACAACAGAGACGGUCUUCCCGUUCUUCACACUCUCGAUCGCCUUCGCCUUGGAAUCUCUUCUCGUCGGCGUGUCAUCGUCAGGAAGGUCCGCUAUUCGAAGGUCUGGGACGGCCUUUCAACACCAGGGAUGAUGAUGGCGAUAAUCGCAUCUACGACAACGAUGAACAUGCAAGAGGGAACGAAUAUGGCGGCGGGGAAGCGUCCGAGAUGACACGAGAUGAUUCGGCUUGGGAAGUCCUCAGCGACCGAAGGGCGAGCUUUGAAGAGAAUCAGACUCGGAAUCCGGCGGGUGUGCGUGAAGAUAGUCAGGAGGACGAGGAUGAAGCGACUAUGCUCGGGAGGAGCAUACCGGGGUCUUACGUCAAACAUGUACCUGGUUCGACCAUUCCGCUCAACGGAAGGACGGAAGGAGGGAGGUACGAGACGUUGAAGAGCUGGAAAUCGGCUGAUAACGGUGCUACCGGUACGAGAGGCUGGAUGGAAAAGAGUACGAGCAGGUACGAAGGAGACGGAGAGAGGAUGCACAUGCAGGAUUUCGGUUCGAACCACAGGGGUCACAGUCGCAAUGGAACGGCACCUGAACACAAGAGGACGACGUCUUUGACCAAGAAAUCGUUCGAAUCGCUCAAGGCGAUGACGGCUUCGUUCUCCUUGCCGACCAAUUUGAGGAAACGACGGUUCAACCCUGCCGCGGUCCUCGAGACCGAGGUGGACAGUUCAGUCCAGCCGGGCAAGGAUAAGAGGGCAAGGAGGUCUUCGGGGAACGUCCUAUUGAACCGAGCAAAGAGCAUGGUCGACGUCACCAAGAAGCACGAGAGGAAGAGGUCGAGUCCGUUCGUCCUUCCUUCGCCUGGAGCUACUCGGUACAUACCCUACACGCCUCCAGAGUACCGAGCUCGACCUGUCACCUCUAUGGCUGCCUUUACCUUGCCUGUGGAUGAACCUGUUGUCGGUGUUCCGCAGAGACACUCUCAACAUGCCGAUAUCAAACGGGGUAGUACGAUCCGGAUCGUAGACUCGUCGACGUUCGAAAGAGACCGAGUCGGUUCGGACGAUGGAACCAGCUUGAGCGGGUUGUCUGAAGGAGCGUGGAUGUUGGGCCUCCCAACGCAGAACAAGGUCAAGAACGAAGGUUUAGGACUAUCAAGGAGUCCUAGUCCGCCAGCGUCUAGCACGCUACCGCCUCUUCGUCAGAGCACCAUGGCGGAGGACAUGACCGGGUUGGAAUCUUACCUCGAUACUGAGAUCGAGCACGGUUUAGAAUCCGAGGAGGAAAAGGAAGAGUUAAUGGACGAAGCUGUGCCGGCGAGCGGGCAUGAUGAUUAUGGAUUGCCCGUCGAGAGCCCGACGUCGUCCGGGUUCAAGCUGCCGGGAGCUUAUCCCUCGACUAAGGAGCGCAAAGCAUCGGCAUCGGCUGCAGGAAAUGGAAAUGGCGAGAAUGGGAACCACUUUGCCUUUGGAUCUUCCUCUCAAGGCGUUUCCAAUGAUCAGUUUGCGAAAGCGGGAGAAGAUCUUCUUCGGGAGCUGAAUGCCAAGCUGAUGGAUAGAGGGGUGGCGGGAAUCGCACAGCCGUUGUCGCAAACGACUCGAGAACGAAAGAAUGAUGGUACAGGGAUUCCUCUUGAUGUCGAGAAGAGGGUUCUGGCGGGAAAGUAUGAUAGGGCGCAUCAGAAGGAGUUCUCAAAGAUGGCAGAGCUCAACGCGCAUUUCCCGGGCAGAAGGGUCGUCAGUGGCGGUCGACUCGCUCAGAACGGGCUUCCAUCCGACAACGCGCGACCUGUUCAGACAGCUAAACGCAAGGCUUCUGCCGAGUUCACACCUUCCGCGCCCAACGGACUGCCCUUGAGGCACGUCAAGUCGGCUGCUUUUCUAGGCCGACAAGACAAGACACGGAGGUUGGACAAGGUCGAGGAUGUGGAGGAUAGUCCUCGAAUCAAGAGGAUGAGGGUGGACCGGUCAGCUGCUGCGAAUGAGAGGAAUGGAGGCCGGGCCAGAACGGCGAGCGGAUUUGGGGUGGUGACUGCGCUUGCAAAUGGGACCAAGAAUACCGUAUCGACCGUCAAGAAGCGGUUGUCGGGCGGUCCCGAUACCCUCUUGAGCAAGGUCGACGAUCGUGCUUCGCAUGCGCCUCGGAGGAUCAUUUCCGGCAAUAAACACUCGGUAGUUCCGGAAGGCCUGCCAAGUCGAAAUGCCGCCACAUCGACGCAGAGGGAUAUGCAAUCUUCGCAAAGCCGUAGCUAUGCGAAGAGUAGCAGACCUCCUCCGCCUAUUCCGAACGGACUGUCGGAGUUGGGGAUUCGGACGAGAACUGGAGCCAGCUCGACCCAGCCUUCGUCCACGUUGCCGAGCUCGCUACAUGAUCGUCCUCAACAGACAUCGCGGAUUCCUUCGUAUCGGGUCGUGUCGAACGGUUCGGCGACGAGCCGCACGAGCAUGUUGCGGUCUCAUGGCGAGAAAGCUGGUCCGACUGUCGCUACUGAGCGGGGGCGGUCGACAGUCCCGGCUUUGGUUCAGCGCGACAACAACCAAGAUCGAGAUAGGAAACCAUCCGGAAUCCCUAGCAAGCUCGUCAACCCGAACCCUGGGGCGUCGUAUUCUGCAGCUGAACCGGCGGAUAUCAAAGCGAAAGAACCGCGUCUCGCCAAAUCGGUUACGAGGACGACAACCACGUUUCGUACUGCAAAGACGGUCGCGGCGACUAGCACGCAGAGUCCCGCCCGCGCCAGAAGCAGACUGCGAUCCCCAACCGUCCUUGGAGUCCGUGGCCGUGUCAGCCAUGCCAACUUGCGGAUGGCGGCCAAACAGCACGAGCUGGUUACCAAGCGCUCCCAGAUUGAAGCGGAGAGGGGCUUGAGAGAGGCGCUAGCCUGAGAAACUGCCCGUAGGACGCACGAAGUGCUCGCCACGCCACGACGAUGAUACGAAUACGAUAUAGAGAUCCAGAGAAUUGAUGACCGGCCGCAUUUGCGUUGGGGGUGUCGGCGAAACUCGAUGAAUGGCUGUACAUUCAUUACGUACAAUG
Filobasidium floriforme is the source of this 3351-nucleotide messenger RNA. RefSeq lists its product as uncharacterized. NCBI's taxonomy places the organism in Eukaryota, Fungi, Basidiomycota, Tremellomycetes, Filobasidiales, Filobasidiaceae. The record is from RefSeq and is a predicted model, not a curated record. The coding region runs from base 93 to 3200 and encodes 1035 amino acids. The transcript has 7 exons.